AUGAAGAAUCCAAAUCUUUAUGAGAGGCCUACGUUCUUCUGGAAAUGGCGAACAUUGGAAGACUGGAAGAUGGCCACUUCAUUCACAAAGGCCAACUACACGAACAUCAUAAUGCUCUUGGUGUUCAUCUUCAUCGCUAUCCGACAAGUCAAGGCCAAGCAGAAAGAAGCCGCCAAACACGGCUAUGAACACCGAUAUAUCAAACGGGAUGAGUUCCCAACCGUGGAGGAACAGCCCGACUUCGAAUGGGAGAAGACUGAACCCAUAAAGUUGCGACCGUUCAAGCCAAAGUACCAUUUGACCAUGGCACUUGAAAACCUCAUCCCGUCAGAACUGCUUCAGAUGGACAAGACAUAUCGAGAUCGGAUUGCCCUUCGACGCGACACAAUGGCCAAACACGGCACGCAUGUGGUAGCCGUCAAUGAUGACUAUAUCAUCCGACCCGCCGUGGUUGAGCACUAUGAGUUUCUCAUGGGCACGUACUUGCCACUCCGCUUUCCCAAAAUGUUCAAACUACACGAAACCGACUAUGAGAUGGGCAAGACCUUCAUGCUGGAAAAUCUGGUCACAGGCGCAAUCUUCCCCGCCAAUGUAUCUGCAUCCACACCAACGACACGCCUACUAGAGACUCUAGGGCGCACGAUCGAUGAGGACUUCUUAUUUCUCCACGCCGAGGAGGACGAGGAACAAGACGACAGCAAAUCAUCAACACCUUCGGAAAAGCCAAACCCCAAGGACGACGACAAGAAAUACAUCCUUCAAGCCUACGUAGUAUGCUGCCCGUCAGGCUUCGACCCGGCAGAGAAGCUCGGCAAACGCCUGUCUGCAAUCCACACACCAGUACCCGGCUACGAAGCCAAGAUCUCGGGGUCCAUGGACCGGUUCUUUGCCCGCCUCGAGGUCGGCAAAUACGUCAAACGAGCCAACUGGAGCAUCCAGACACACGACAACCUGUACGCAGCAGGCCCGGGCACGAACCAUGCGCACGAAGGCGAUGUCGUCGAGGAGAUGGCGGAUGAAGAGCUCGACCUCGAUAAGACUUUUAUGCGCUGUGAGCGUCAGACUUUGCAUCGGUUGCCGAAGUCGAAGGGGUUGGUGUUUGCUUUCAAGACUUAUUUGUAUCCGAUCCGGGAGAUCAAGGAGGUUGAUGGGCUGGGAGAGGAGCUUGCGCAGGCGGUGGAUGGGUUGAAGGAGGGGAGUGUCCCUGCUAUGCAUUUCUACAAAAGGGGGGCUGUCUGGGGUGAGGCUGUUAAGAAAUACUUGAGAAGCUAA
Messenger RNA from Exophiala bonariae, 1272 nucleotides. RefSeq lists its product as uncharacterized. The record is from RefSeq and is a predicted model, not a curated record. Bases 1 to 1272 code for a protein of 423 amino acids. NCBI's taxonomy places the organism in Eukaryota, Fungi, Ascomycota, Eurotiomycetes, Chaetothyriales, Herpotrichiellaceae. The transcript is spliced from 2 exons.